Molecule: messenger RNA, 1275 nt
Organism: Prorocentrum cordatum
Lineage: Eukaryota; Dinophyceae; Prorocentrales; Prorocentraceae
Source: the annotation of a GenBank genome assembly
CACGAAACUGAACGGAGCGGCGGCGGCGGCGGCACCUCUCUGCGCCCGGCCGCUGCGCUCGGCAGGCGUGGGCACCUGCAAGUACCAGCAGGAGAUCGUGGCGGCCCCAGCCGAAGCGACGGCCUGGGCUCUGGCGGCGAUUCGGCGGCGCGCCGGGGUGGAUGCGGAUUUGGCUUCGUGGGCCAACAUCAAGCGCCGCGGGCGCGAGCUCACCCGGUAUCUGCUGAGGAGGAUCGGGCCAGAAGCGAACUUGGCGGUGGUCUCGCACGGCGGCUUCCUCAUGAGGCUCACGGGCGACUCGUACAUGGACAACUGCGAGGUCCGCACGUACCUCGUGACGGGCGGUCGGCACACCAGGUGGAAGCGGUUGAGGACCUACGCGUCCCCCCGCGGCAACGCUUGACGCCGCGCUUCGUGCCGCAGGCACGGCCUUUGGGGCCGAGGGCGCUGCGCUCCCCGAACGCGGCGGAGGGAUCGCCCCUCCCCCCCGCCCCGCGCGCCGCUUGCCUGCUGGGCUGGCCAGCAUGUCCUGCGUCCUGGGCCCACGACUGGCGUGACGUGUCGAGUGGGCCCUGCGCAGCCCUCCCACGGCAGGCCGGGUCUGCAUCCUGUGCAUAUCCCGCCGCGUUCGGACCCUCGCCUGCCGCGGGCCGCUGCCCCUUUUCCCCUGGCCGCUCGUGCCAAGCCGCUCGACGCGGAGUUUGGAAUUCGUCGCCGCGGCUCAGGACCGCGGCGGCCGCACGUUGCCUCUCCGCUACAGUUUCUUCAUGCGCAGGGCCGGGGAGCGUGGCGCUGAUGGGCAGGCGGAGGCGGGUCGAGGCGGGUGGAGGCCCGAUGCGCCAUGGGCGCCGCCCCGCCUGGGGCGGCGCGGCCGACCAGGGCUCGCGCGGAGCCUCCUCUGGCGCGCGGCCUGCUGGCUAAUGCGGGUACCUUCUUACUCGCGCAGCCGACCCAGUGAGGCCGCAUGUGUUGAUCCGGGGCCGCCCACCAAAGCCGCGGCCGUUUGCCCCUCGGCGCUGUGUGCCGCCAGAGUGGUGCCGCCUGCGGCGCAGCCUUUUUCUGGCGCGGCACGGUCUCGCUGCCCAAGGUCGGAGGGCGCCAGGUCUCCGCCACAACGGCUUUUCGAGGGCCGUGGGUAGCCUGCUGGGGGUCUGCGGUGGCCCGGCACUGGUUCUGGCCAGCAGGAAGGGCGGGCAGGUCCGAGGCGCUGGGGCCGGUUUUUGGCCCUCGUUCGGUACUCCAGAUUUCGUGAUGAAAGGGAGGGGGUCUCAACCC